UAGUUUUUAUGCGAUAUUUAUAAAGUAGGUUACCCGUUUGUUUAUUUAUCAUGCAUUUGUUAUUGGCAAUAGUCGGGGUUGAUGGCUUAUACAUACGCGUUUUAAAAAGCUGUCUCUAUGUUUAUUUAAGAAGAAAGUUUUUGUCUUACACAACUUGAAAACUAGUUAGGCGCGCCGCGGUCUACUAUGUGGGUCUUGCUGCAUGGGCCGUCCUCGUUACCAUGGAAACCCUGUUACAAUGCUGUGAUCUGUGACGCUAAAGUCAGCCUUGAGCUAAACGGACCAAACUCAACAAUUUAAAAAGAACAAGACGUAUUAUGUUAUUAUUUUGCCUUCAUAUAAUCGCCAGAAAUGUCACCGCUCAAAGAUAUUAAAUUCCCACCCUUAACACCGACACUACAACAAAGACUUACAUAUGACCAUGGUCUACAAAAUGACACUGUCCAGACAUCAGAGGAAGGUCAAGAAGGCGAAAGUGUUGGUGCUGUUUCUGUCCAGCCUGCAGCGAGGAAGUUGUGCUGGACAGGUAGCAGUUACAUUUAUGCAGGCCCAGGGAGAAAGCCUCAACUCCUGAUGCACCUGGAGAGCUAUGUGACCAAGGAGCUGCAUACUAUCAGCUUCCAGGAGCCCAAAUUUCAGGAACUGAAACUACAGGUCUACCGUGAUGUCUUUGGUUGUUUCAUCAAAGAGUUCAAAACCUACCAACCUCUUCUUUCUGCCAUCAAAAAGGAAUAUGAAAACACGUUAGCAUAUCAGCAGAAUCAAAUCCGAGAACUGGAACCACUGCGAGCCCAUCUGAGGCUGAUGACAGAGGAAUGUGACAGGAAGAUUCAAGCUCGCUGGGCAGAGGAGCAGGCUGAGAUUGGAGCCCUGAAAAAGGAGAAGCAGCAGCUGAAGACGGACAUUGAGGCCAUGAGGGAGAAAGAAAAGGCCAUGCAGGCAGUGAUGGACUGUCUGCAGUCUGAACUCUCCAACCAGUAUCUGCAGUACCGGGAGGAGCGUGAUGCCCGCAAGUUGCUGAUCUGGCAGCUCAAUGACCUAACAAGAGACAAGGAGGAGCAUCCUGCAGAUGAAAAUACAGAAGAGGCUAAGGACCCUGUGGAGCUGCAGCUCGCUCUGAGGGUGUGUCAGGAAGACCUGACUAAAGCCCAGGAGGAGCUCAACAGGAUGAAAGCAGAGUACUGGGACGUUGUGCCACGAUGCAACUGGGACACUCUGGAACAAACACACAAACAGACCCUCCUGCAGUUGAAGACGCUGCAGGGUGACUUUGAUCAGUUGAAGAGUGAGUAUGACACCCUGCUGGAGCUCCACAAAAGAGGCAGCAUGCAGAACGAGACACAUGACCCUAUCACUGUGCAGAUGGAUGAGAGUGUGUCCCAAGGCGAAAGCCAGAUUCAGUCCAACCAACUAAAAGAGCCUAUCGACUCUGAUGCCCCCGAGAGCAGCAAACUCACUGUCCAGGAGUUUAGAGUCUUUUGUGCAUGUAUGUAUAGGGCUGCCCUAAGGACAGCGUUCCCUCUUAAGUCAGAUCAGGAAAUAGAUGAACUUGUGGCCUCAGCUCAAAGCGAACCAGACAGCAGCAAUGACACCAUCUCCUCUCAGAGACUCCACAGCCUGCUUGCAGAAGCCGGUGUGUCGGCCUUCCCUCCAGCUCUCGAUGAAGAAAAUGCUGCAUCCAAUCACUUUCCAGCCAGCGGCUGAUAUAAUGUUGUAGUAUUAAUGUAAUUGAAUGUUAAUCAAGAAGGUAGGUCAACUUGCUGGCUAAGAAAAAAACGGUGUAUGGAACCUUAAUUCUUGAAUCACAGGUUAUUGUCCCCACAACACAUUUUUAACAGUUUCUGAUAUUUAAACAACUGUAAAUGUAUGUACAGUAAUAUUGUUAUCAUAUCAUUGUCUGCCUGAUGGCUUUUUAUUGUGUCUUGCACUCUUAAGGUAUUCAUUACAACUUCAAAAUACAUGUUAACUUCCAA
Messenger RNA from Siniperca chuatsi (mandarin fish), 1973 nucleotides. RefSeq names its product translin-associated factor X interacting protein 1 (gene tsnaxip1). The transcript is spliced from 11 exons. NCBI's taxonomy places the organism in Eukaryota, Metazoa, Chordata, Actinopteri, Centrarchiformes, Sinipercidae. Gene Ontology annotation, cellular component: cytoplasm. The coding region runs from base 352 to 1704 and encodes 450 amino acids. The record is from RefSeq and is a predicted model, not a curated record.